Molecule: messenger RNA, 534 nt
Organism: Helobdella robusta
Lineage: Eukaryota; Metazoa; Annelida; Clitellata; Rhynchobdellida; Glossiphoniidae
Exons: 5
Coding region: 1-534 (177 amino acids)
Source: RefSeq, a predicted model, not a curated record
AUGCUGGGCAGGCAGCGAUCUCCAUGCUUGUUCGUACCAGAUCCGGAGCCAGAACGCAAUCACAAAUUAGUACGAUACUUCUUCAUCAAUAGUGAGAUCGUCUCUGUAAUCGAACCGGGUUACCAUAAAACUGUCCAACAGUGCAAUAAACUACGGUGCCCAUGCUCUGCAAAACAAGAAAAAAAGCGCAUGCAACUUAAACGCAAGAAAGAGAUGGACAGCAUUGAUAUAAUUUCAAAUUACAACAAGAGAGGUAGGAUUAUUUUUGCAGGCUUGGCACAGAUUGCCAUCUCUGAUUAUGCCAAAUUAAAAUUGAAAGCGGAAACUACCUUUCAGCUUUCAAGUAAACGAUGCAACAACGACGUAUUUGCUUUUGAAUCAGCUGAACAAAGUUUCAAAGAUAAAGGCACGGGCAGUCAGUUUUCAACCACUCAUUGUUUCACUUCAUGUCGUUUUAUUUGCAUGGAUGGCUCAAAUAGAAAAGGCAAAAUAUUGGAUAGUAAUCUGACUCAAGUUCAAAAAAAAAAUAAAUGA